Molecule: messenger RNA, 5010 nt
Organism: Lethenteron reissneri (Far Eastern brook lamprey)
Lineage: Eukaryota; Metazoa; Chordata; Hyperoartia; Petromyzontiformes; Petromyzontidae
Product: F-box-like/WD repeat-containing protein TBL1XR1-A
Biological process (GO): regulation of transcription by RNA polymerase II
Cellular component (GO): histone deacetylase complex
Molecular function (GO): transcription corepressor activity; protein binding
Source: RefSeq, a predicted model, not a curated record
CGCCUCUCCGAGCCGCCAUUGCCCGUCUCGGCUGCCCACUGUCCCCUCCCCCGCCGUCUUUGUUGUCGCUCUGGGCGCUCCGUCACUCGCGGCCACCACCGAGAGGGGCACCGCCGAGAGGGCCGCCACCGCCACCACCGAGCCGGGCACCGCAGGAGACGACGCAGCCGCCGGAAACCCGAGCAGAGAGCUGCGUGUUGUUGUACACCGCCGACACCACCGCCCACGGCUGCGAACGCCUCUUCUCUUAACGCAGUUUACGCACUUGCGCUAUUGUGAGCGCACGUACAGCGGUCUGUCGGAGUGGACACUGCUGACUGAGAGCGUGGGGAGUGAAGUCGAAACAUCCCUUGGACACCGAGACGUGACCGCCGUGCCACGUGUAAUCAUGAGCCUAAGCAGCGAUGAAGUCAAUUUCUUGGUUUACCGUUACCUCCAGGAGUCGGGUUUCUCGCACUCGGCGUUCUCCUUCGGCAUGGAGAGCCGCGUGAGCCGCGCCAGCAUCAACGGCGCCCUCGUGCCGCCCGCCGCGCUCGUGUCCGUGCUGCAGAAGGGCCUGCAGUACGUGGAGGCCGACAUGUCCGUCAGCGAGGACGGCUCUGCGUUCCGCCCCAUCGAGCUGCUCUCCCUGGUGGACGCCGUGAUGCCGGCUGUCGUGUCGUCGCGCCCCCACGCCUACCGCCCCAGCAACCAGCAGCCGGGGACGCCCCCCAAGAACGGCGGCGGCCCCCCGAUGAACGGCGUUGACGACUACGGGGCGCACGCUCUCGGCGAGCCGCUGGUGGAUGGGCCCGACGAGGGCUCGGUGCAGCUGUUGAACAAGGUGUCCGUGCUGCGCGGGCACGAGUCCGAGGUGUUCAUCUGCUCCUGGAACCCGGCCCUGGACCUGCUCGCCUCUGGGUCAGGUGACUCUACAGCGAGAAUCUGGGAUGUGCGCGAGGGGCCGGGAGGGGCGCCGGCCGAGGGCUCCAGCCAGCUGGUGCUGCGCCACUGCAUCCACGAGGGCGGCCAGGACGUGCCCAGCAACAAGGACGUGACAUCGCUCGACUGGAACAGCGAGGGAACGCUGCUGGCCACUGGCUCCUACGACGGGUUUGCCCGGAUCUGGACGAAGGACGGUAACCUUUCCAGCACACUGGGGCAGCACAAAGGCCCAAUUUUCGCCCUGAAGUGGAACAAAGAGGGGAACUACAUCCUGAGUGCCGGCGUGGACAAGACGACCAUCAUCUGGGACGCACAGACAGGAGAAGCCAAGCAGCAGUUUCCCUUCCACUCGGCGCCUGCGCUGGACGUCGAUUGGCAGACGGACGACAGCUUCGCCUCGUGCAGCACGGACAUGAGCAUCCACGUGUGCCGGCUGGGAGAGGAGGAGCCGAUCCGGACCUUCCGGGGGCACACGAACGAAGUUAACGCAAUCAAGUGGGACCCCUCGGGGACACUGCUCGCCUCCUGCUCUGACGACAUGACUCUCAAGAUCUGGAGCAUGAAGCAAGACACGUGCGUGCACGACCUGCAGGCCCACAGCAAGGAGAUCUACACCAUCCGCUGGAGCCCAGGCGGGUCACACUCUGGCCACCCCAACAGCGGCCAGAUGCUCGCCAGCGCGUCGUUCGACGCGACGGUGCGCCUGUGGGACGUGGAGAGCGGCACGUGCACGCACGUCCUCACGCGCCACACGGAGCCCGUGUAUAGCGUCGCGUUCAGCCCCGACGGGAAGUACCUGGCCACCGGCUCCUUUGACAAGUGUGUACACAUCUGGAACACGCAGACGGGCUCGCUGGUGUACAGCUACCGGGGCAGCGGCGGCGUAUUCGAGGUUUGCUGGAACUACACGGGAGAGCGGGUCGCGGCCAGCGCCUCUGACGGAACGGUGUGCGUGCUGGACCUGCGGAAGUAGCCAAACGCGACAAGCCCUACGACCCGGCGGCCCCACACGUUCCCAACCACACGAGCCCUACUCCACCCCCUCACCACACCCCCUCUCCACCCAUGGCCCAUCAAGGUCCAUGCCUUCCCGGCUUGCUCAGUCGCGCGCGCACCCCCCAUCGUACAACCUUUACCCCGACCCGCCGCUCAAACGCUCUCUUUCCGUAGCCUUUAUCGGCAGCCUGUGGCUUCGUAUUCGCCGAUAAAUGUUCCACUCUCGACUUUCACGAGGUUUAAGGUCGUGGCGACCUCUCUCAUAACGGGGUCGCGGUCGGUAAAGAGUUGCGCAGUCGUUACGAACUUUCUUGCCGUAAUCUUUAGUUGCACGCGUUGUGUUUUAAAGUGGCGACUCGCGCCGUGGUACUGGCAACGUAGUCUGUCCGCUGUUGCGAGUGACAUUGUGGGAUUUUAAGGUCCUACUUCACGGCGGCAAACGCCCGCUGCGCGAUGAGAACAUCGCUCGGUGGGGCUCCACGAUCAACUCUCCCGCUUGCAGCAGCACCGACAGUAAUGCUGCUCCAUUGUUUCACAGCACAUCGCCUCUCCUCGACUAUUCCUAUCAUCCUCACCCACAAUAUUAUUCGCGCUUACCCACAGAUUGCACCUCCGAUUAGCACGUACAUACAGAUAAGUGAGCCCGAAAAGUGGUGGCUAAUUCAUCCUUAUUAUCCACGCUUUUAAGGUGCCGAUACACACACGCACACAACUUCCCCGUGGUGCAGUGGUGGUGGUGGUUCUUUCGGUGCUCCCAUUGGGCCCCAGUGCUAGUUCCGGUGCUGGUCCCAGCGAUCUCCCUGUGGUCCCGACCGCCCGACGCCGACUCGCGUGGUAAUGCCCAGCGGCCACGGAAGUGGCGGCGUCCGUUUACAGCGGCGAAGUUGAUAGCCACAGCGCACCCGGACGUUUGCCACGGAUUCAUCCCCUUAGUCCGCAUUCAUCCACUGCGCCUCUGCAUGCAGAUAAGAGGGAGGAAAUUCACGCCGUUAAGACGAGGGACAUCACGCAGAUAAGCCUGGGACGGCUUAAUCAGUGCAAUUGCAAAACACGAAAUCGAAUUACAUUUGAAAGAAAACGAGAAUGUACGCAUCAAGUUGCGCUGAUGUUGAGGCGACGUGGAUCGUUUGGUUGAUCGCGACAAUCCACAAGUUCGACUCGUCGUCGUCGUCAUCGUCACUCUCUCUACGUUCGCUCGGCACCGUGGCAACGCCGAUGGCCGUGCGAGCAGCCAGGAACGCCGGCAGAAGUCCCGAGAGAAGUAUUUUGAAGGCGGAUUGUUUCGAGUAAUUGUCGUCGUGUUCAGUCCCGUUGUCAAUCCAGUGCAGGACGAAAGGCCUCUUCUCCCCCGUUUGACCAUACCUCACCGUGCUGGUUCGGUGUGGUUUGGUGAAGGGGAGCCAAGAAUACUGUUGAGAUUUGACGCUCGCCACUGAUCUGCUUUUACCGUGGGCCGGGAUUCAAACUCGAGUCACGGUGCCACCGCCACCACCCACCCGAUGCGCCACCCACCGCACCACACCACCGAUGAUUGCCGCAUGUUUAAAGCCACGCUGAACCGUCCUCUGUUGAGGGAGAGAGGAGGAGGUCUGUGUGAAGUGACUCAGAGACGUUAGUUCUGUUGUUUCUUUGGUGUCAUUUUCUGUAUUUCAACGUUGCUCUACUGAGCUUGGGGUGUGUGGCUACAUCUCAUGUCUUGACUCGUGUUUGGUACUGCUGAGAUAUCACUUUGGUUUAAGAUGUGAGAAAAAAAUCAGUGACAUUCUGACAACACCGUCUUUAUUUAGGUUAAAGUCAUCUUAAGUCGAUCCGAUGUAAACAUCUAAUGAUAAUUUUAUAUGCAGCUUCAGGAACGUAAACUACGAUUCAUAAUUCGUUUAUUUUGGGGUAGAUCGUUUGGGUACAAUACCAAUUUAUUAAUUGUAACCCCCCUCGUCCCGAAAGCCAAUGCUUCACCUGCAUGGCUAUCCUGAUGACGUCACGGCAGCCACUUAGCUUCUGUUAACGCCUCAUGAUGCAGGGGGGCGUGAUCUCCAGCGAAACGUCGGACACGAUUGUCCAUAAGAAUUGGUCGCUUUUUCGACAAUCGGCACAUUUGCCCAAGAUGUGACAACUCGAUUGGAUUGCCCCUGCCAGGUGAAGGGCUGUCGUAACGACUAAAGUGUUUGACAUCAGAGCUGCGAUCGCUACAUGACGACGAUCUCGCCCAGGCGUCGGCAGCCUGCGGGUUGACUCUUUGGUUUCCCCCUUGAGGAGGGCAGCAGUUUAAAAAAACAACUAAUUCUUAAACGUUAUUUUACGUAAAGAUAGUUGAUUAAAUAUGGCAGGGAACGGGUUACUGGAAUUUGUUGGUGAUAAGAAAAUGUACAACAGUCAAACUAUUGUUAAAGAAUAAGGGGGGGAAAAACUAAAUUGACGCAGCUUAUGCUAUCACCUAUGUUGUUUAAAGUCCUGAUGUGUGUUGUCAUUCGCUGCGUACCUGCUGCGUUUGUGUUCAAGUAGCUCUGCGUGUGGUGCGCUCUCCAACUAUUCUGGUCAAGACAAAAACAAGAUAAUUCUUCUUCUUGAAAAGGUUGCCGACCCAUGCUCCAGGCCAAAAUAAACCGUGACUCGUAUUCGACGAGAGUACAAAAACGAGUCGUGAUCACGCAUGGAACUUCGUAUCUGUCAAACGUGGCCACCCCAAAACCACCACUGCCAUCACCAAACUUCCCACACCUCCCCCUCCCUCUCCCCGCUCACAAACGACAGUGAAUGUUGUCCCCAAACUCUUGAAGGCCCUGGCACCUGGUUCCCGAGCCAGGGUUCGCUGGCCUCCUCCCAUCGCACACAGUCGCGUGCACAGGCAGUCCGUGGGGAAUGGCGGCGUCUAAAAUUGUUGUAAAUGUUAAAAUUUUUGUCCUUGAAAAAAAAAUACUUUUUAAAGAAUCUCCUCUCAGUGAGUCACUUUUUUGGAAAGAAACUUGACUGUGAACGUAGACUUAUACAGUACUGUAUAUGUAUUAUUUUAAGUUUAUAAAAUGUGUACAGUGUAAAAUGUAAGCUUUUGAAAUACACAUUUUGAAAGCGAAAUAAAAAGCAUGGAGUGAG